Molecule: messenger RNA, 771 nt
Organism: Pisolithus orientalis
Lineage: Eukaryota; Fungi; Basidiomycota; Agaricomycetes; Boletales; Pisolithaceae
Exons: 2
Coding region: 44-703 (219 amino acids)
Source: RefSeq, a predicted model, not a curated record
UGACUGACAUGAGGAGGUUACUCUCUCUCAUCCGUUUCAGUUCAUGACAUGCCUGUUCGCUUCUCCCCUGCAAAAUAUGGUCUACGGUUCUACACUGUUUAUGUUGACUUGUGGCCUCGUGGUUUCCUUUGAACAAUCAUUAGCGGCGUUGAAGCAAUCUAUCGCGCAACUCCGGCCAGAGUAUACGGUCACAUUCACUGCCAAGGAUUUCCUCAACACGGUUGUCAAAACUUUCAUCGUGUCGUACGGCGUCAAAGUCUUGAUUGAAGGACAUGCUCUGGAGAACAUUAUCCAUGACCUACUCGACGUCUCACUCGAACUUCGGAUGCACACUGAUGUGAUGCUCUUUCAUCUUUCAGGCCUAGGAUUGCCAAGGGUGCCAUGGUUACUUAGCCCUGCCCCACUCACUGCCACCCCUCUCCUUGCCAUAUACAGGUACUCAUGGUACCACAGCCAUCGGCGCCCAUGGGGCACAUCUCUAUCCAUGGGGUGCCUGAAAUGUGGUGCCAUCCAUCCAUGGGCACGAUCAAAGCUGGACCCUCAUCCACCGAGUGGUUAUCACCUGAAGACUCGAGUGUCCACGUGCCGCAAGUGCACCUUUGAAGUGUGUACUCAGCCUCUACCGGUUGAAUACGACGUGCUCCAUGGCAACCCUACAUCUGGGUGGCUCAAAUACACCGUUUGCGCUGCAGUGCCACUGUGAUUUCGUGCAUUUGUCUGUCAUUUAUACACUUGAUACUUCCAAAGUAAUGUAAUACUGCGUCUGCAUGC